Messenger RNA from Toxoplasma gondii ME49, 4142 nucleotides. RefSeq lists its product as hypothetical. The transcript has 4 exons. The record is from RefSeq and is a predicted model, not a curated record. The coding region runs from base 1040 to 2572 and encodes 510 amino acids. Lineage: Eukaryota; Apicomplexa; Conoidasida; Eucoccidiorida; Sarcocystidae.
AGUUAUCGAAAAUGUUGCGUGGACGAAGGAUCGAGAAGAACUGUUAAACAGAUACUCAUUGCUUCCUUGAAUUAACGUCGCGACGUUCUCUGCCCUCCCUUGCCCGUCCCUUCCUGCCGGUUUCUUUUCCGCAAAUCCGACGUCUGCUUAUCCUUUUUUCCCUCCGUGUGACAACGACCUUCCCGCAGACUUCCGUUUUGUUUGUUUUUUCUCUACAUUGUGUUUUUGGGAGUGGCUCUUCUCGAUUUUCGUCCAGUGCGAGACUCACCUUCCUUCAUUUUUCCUCCGGUGUGCUGACGGGGUACGGGUCUGGCUCACCCGCCGCCGGCAUUUCAUCCCCACUGUGAACGCUGUUUCGCGUUCCGCGCUCCUACCUUUGCUUCCGUCCGCCUUUUGUUCUCGAACUUUUCUUUUGUCACAAAUACGAACUGUCUUCUGUGCACAGUUGCCGUGUUCACUCACAUUUUCCCCGUCGUUCCCACUAGGUGUCGAGGCGACCUCUCAUCUUCCGCGUACGCGACUCAUUGCCACCGCGCUCCACCGCCUCUGCCACCAGAGCACCUCAAAAGCGGUCCGGAGGAACUGUGUUUGGCCCUCGCGUUUCGGUUCGCUUGUUGAAAGGAGAGGAACCGACUUCUGUUGCCGUAGCUUCGCGGUCCGGUCGACGCCUUCUUUGUCAGGGACCGCCGGCCACCAGGGUCUCACAUCGACCUUCCCGAGUACAUGCGAACCUCUGCGCAUAUGUGUUGAUGUACAUGUACCUGUGCAUGUGCCGUUCAUACCUUCCUCCUUUCAGGCGUAUGAAGCCGCUGUCGCCGACGUCCAAACAGGGCUGUGGGAAAGAAAGAGGGUCGUUCUGCGAGCUUCGAGCACGAGUCCCCUCUGUCUCAUUUUAUUCAGUGUCACUCCAGAAUUACGAGAGCGUUUCUCUCAUAUCUCUUCACCGUUUUCACUAGAUCCGGUGGAGACGGCUACUUCUCAGUUGGCGCUCAUUCUCGACCGUGGCUGAAGUCCUGGGUUUGAGUUUUGAGGCUCUUUUAUGUCACAUCGUGGUCAUCGUCUUUGUGCGUCCAGGACCCAUCACAUUUGGCCGGUCGUCAGAAGUUGGGUCUUUCCUGUUGUCUCCAGAGGUCCACUUUUCGUGGAGACGUUCUGCAGGCCUCGUUGCAUCCUCGCCAACCUGGUCGAAGAAAGCCACAGUCUUUCUUCGCCUUCUGUCACUUUCACGGUCUACAUCCAUUUGUCGCCCGUAGCCUCCUUCUUUCCCCGUAGUUCGCAAGGAAGUCGUUGUCACAAGGGUGCUCGUGUUUCUUUGCACUGCGUUUUCUCUCCGGUCUUGGGAAAGGACCUUGCCCUCACGCCGUUGCAUCUGGCAAAAACACCGCUGGCCUCUGUCGCUCUCGCGCCUGCAGAUUGUCGUUGUCGAGCAUCCGCGCGGGAUUCCUCUGGCCUUCUGCCCCACCUGCCUCGGUCCGCCCCGUUCAGCCGCGCCGGCGAGAGCACCAGGUUUCUCUCUGUCGUUCCAAGCCGUGGACUUUUGUGUGACCGAAAAGACGCGAGCUCAGAGAUGGCGGGCGCCGUAGCGAAGAAGAAUCUUUUCUCUGUCUUGACAGAGGAGGAGGAGGUGAUGAAGAAACUGGAUCGCCAGGAGCGAAGGCGACAACGAAAACAGGAACGCGAACAGGCGCGGGCCGCGGCUGAGGCCGAACGCGCUCAGCAGCUGGCAGCAACGCCCGCGAGUGCUCGCGUCGGCAGUGGGAGGUGGGCAGACUUCAGUGAAGACGAUGAAGACUACGACUUCAUGCAGCCUGGAGUGGCGGUAAACGGCGACCGAAAGCCGCGCUCUGGAAAAGACACCGAGGAUGCCUUCUACACAACUGAAAGUGAAAGCGAGACGGAUAGCGAAGAAGAAGAAGAGCAAGAGGCAGAGGCCAGCUCGAGCAGCGACAGUGAGGACGAAACCAAUGUCCAGCGACGACCGGAACCCGCGACUCCGACGAGAAAUAAACCAGGACAUGAAGGAGACGCUGCGCCUCAUGCGGCGAAGUUACUUUCCAGGAAGGAGAGAAAGCAGCGCGAGUUGGCCGAGCUGGAUGCGCUUUUCAACGAAAUGCACAUCGCACCUUCUCCUGGGAGCGAGAAGGAACCGCAAGCGGCGUCGCGGGGAGGAAACGACGGCGUUGCAAGGAGGCAGGCAAACGGCGUGGGGAGAGCAGAAGAGGAGACGCAAGGAGGAGGGGCGUCUGAAGCGGCGAAGAAGAAAAAGAAGAAGAAAAAGCCUACCGGAUCUGCAGGUGCGACUUCUCCCCAGGCUGGAGAAGGAGCAACGCAGGCGAACAACUCCGAUGACGAGAAAGAAGACAGCCCCAAAAGCGAGGACUGCCCAAGGCGACCAGGAACCGUCAAGCCCCCAGGGGUGCCGGCGGGAAUGCGGAGAAAGGCCGGCGCUGGCGCAGGUCGGGGCUCGACUGCGGACGAGGCACGACGUCUGGCCGCUCUCGAGGAAGAGAAAAAGAAAGCGGCUGCGAAGAAGGAAAAGAAGGCAAAGCUCUACUUCCCGAAGAACCAGUAAACCUGAAGAAAACGAAUGACAGCGCGCGCGCGCAUUUACAUAUAUACAUAUAUGUAUGCAUACGCAUACAUAUCUAUACAUAUCUAUAUCUAUAUAUAUCUAUAUCUAUAUAUAUAUAUGUAUAUAUAUGUACGUAUGUAUGAUUGCGCCUAUGGGAAGAGAUCUACGUAGACUAGCAUGUGUGAAUUUAGGCCCACGCAUGCAUGCAUCUCUAUUGAAGGGAGAGGGGCACGAGACUAUGAAGGCCGCAGAGAUUCAGAGGCGUUGGAUGGGGGAGGGAAGAAACAGCAACGGACACACGUCAAUUAGAUGCUGGAGAGGUUGAUGCUUGUCGGGCUUUGCAUUUCUAUUUCAAAUGCUCCUUUUCUCUCGGCGCUUGGUCUUCUAGACGCCAUCUGACACUGGGGAGGUUUAGGUUUCGUAAAGGGGUCCGCCUGUCUCGGAACAUCGAAGAAGAGACGAGCCCAAACUGAAAGCCACCGGUGAAAGCCGCCGACAUGCAUUUGUGGCCUUGCAGUCUAUAGAUGCGCAGAAACGGUAUCUCUGUGCGUGCGCUCGAUUUCUGAGGAUUAACGUCUCACGCUUCGGCUUUCUGUGUAUCUCGAUGAUUCUGCAUCUUCAUGGAUUUGUGUGUAUACGGAUAUGCUUGCAUAUACAUCCGCAUGGCGCCUCCGUCGCGUACUUUGUCUACGGCAGUUCGCAGGCUGGUGGCAGUUGGAGGCCGAGGAACGGCUGCUCCAACAUGUUUCGUCAACGUUUCGUUUUCCUUUUGUCGUUCGCGCUUCGUUGUUUUAGAAGGGAAAAGACCUCGCUGCAGGCCAGCCCACUUUCGUGUCGUGUUCUCCACCUUGCAUGCACACCAAACAUGUUGUUGGAGCUGCUGGACACUCUGCCGCCGUCAGGCAACGCUGAGUUCCCGAUCGCAAGCCGCGCCCCGUUUUUCCAAUGCACAGUUCUUUUCCUCUUUGCUCAUACGCGUUGCUCUGCGCGAAUCACUCCAGCCGCAAAAGCACACAGUAUUGUUUCAGAGAGGGACAGAGAAACGUGUAGGAAGUCGCAGCCGGCAACAAGCCGCGCUUGUCUCUCUGGGCGUGACCCAUGGCUUGGAGUAUGUUCCGCUCUGGUACGCCAGUGUGUCUACGCUCGUAUUGAACAGACCGCUCGACGGAUCCACUGGGAUGGCUAAUCGGCAAAUGCGCCUCUCUCGUGGUGUUGCUUGCGUGGCGGUGAUGGGAAAUGAGUUCCGAGGAGCUGUGGUACUUUGUUGAGAAAACAUUCUGAUGAGGACAAGCCGGCGGUAUCGCCGGUCGUGCAGCGGUGCCAACAGGCGCUCGCAGGUUGUCCUCGAAAACCCGCUGAAUGUUUCCGCUGUGGGGGAACAAUAGCACUCUCGGGGUGUUUUUUGGCGAAAAAGACAUGGUUCGAUUGACACCUAGGCCUCGUUUAAGUGUGGCUCUGUGGGUGCAUGCACGGUGACUGUGUCGUUUGUUUUUUGUGUAGCUUUCAACUUGUAGAGCCUCUGUUCCAGUUGCUUGGUGCUGCAUCGAAAUCGAGCUAAUAAUGUCUCGCC